CCAAUAGUGUGCAGCAACCGGUUGUCAUGUAAUCACAUGCUCUGCUGUGUCUGAAAGAGUUAAAAGUGGGAGGAUGCAAGAGAGCUUUUAGCAAGUCGUGUUAGGAAGAGGGGAGGACAGAAAGAACAGCAGAAAUGAGCCCAAUCGGGAUAUUAACCUGUGUCACGACUAAGGUAGGAGGCUGCCAACCGGCAUUCAGUCUUCCUCAUGAUCAUCUCUGUUUUAUCAAGCUCAGGCUGCUAUUGAGGGACUAAAAUAGGUGCUGCAGUCAGAGUGAUCUCACCGCCUGAGUGCAGCAGGACUCCUGCAACAGACACAGGCAGAGAGCUAUCGGGAACACACUGUGACUUAGUGUGAUUCCGGAGAUCAGUGAGCCCCCACAACGUAAGAUGAGUGCAAACAGUGGCCGCACACUCACCGUCAGUGGACACGAUUUAGCCAAGAAUGGCAGCAGCAACACCGGAGCCCCCUGGGAAGAUGCUGGGACAGUUUUGAAGCCCACCACCCCCACCAGAAAACCCCAACCGCCCAAGCCACAGAAUGCCAUCACCAUUGCUGUUUCAUCCCGGGUUCUCUUCAACAUGGAGAAGGAGCAGCAGAUCUUCGAGCGGCAGGGGAUGGAGGAGUACAUCAAAUACCAGGUGGCUCAUGAAACAGAGCCUUUCAGUCCUGGACCGGCCUUCUCCUUUGUCAAGGCUUUAGAGGCCGUCAACACUCAGCUGAGAGAACUUUAUCCUGAAAGCGAGGAGCUCUUUGAUGUGGUUCUCAUCACCAACAACCACGCAAAUGUUGGUUUGAGGCUCAUCAAUACCAUCAAUCAUUACC
Messenger RNA from Oryzias melastigma (Indian medaka), 825 nucleotides. Its product is annotated as cytosolic 5'-nucleotidase 1A. Gene Ontology annotation, biological process: nucleotide metabolic process; adenosine metabolic process. NCBI's taxonomy places the organism in Eukaryota, Metazoa, Chordata, Actinopteri, Beloniformes, Adrianichthyidae. The record is from RefSeq and is a predicted model, not a curated record. Gene Ontology annotation, cellular component: cytosol; cytoplasm. Gene Ontology annotation, molecular function: nucleotide binding; 5'-nucleotidase activity; magnesium ion binding.